This is a messenger RNA of Funneliformis mosseae, 323 nucleotides long. The record is from the annotation of a GenBank genome assembly. Lineage: Eukaryota; Fungi; Glomeromycota; Glomeromycetes; Glomerales; Glomeraceae.
AACGUCAAGCAACUGAAAAUUUAUUAAGAGAAAAGUAUGAAGAAUUAAAGUCUCAAGAUCAAAACAAUAAUUCUAAUUUAUCACCACCAUCCACAAAUGUAGAUGAGAGUAAAGGCAAAAAAGGAUUUACAGAUUUUGCAAAUUUAAAGAAAAAGAAACGUAGUAACGUGUUAUUGGUAUCGUUUCGAGGCGUGAAGAGUCAUCAGGCAAACUUGGCUCGACAUCAUAUGCAACAUCCGCAAUGUAGACUAGUCUAUUUGUUCCGGAAAAUUCAAGGCAUUGAAUUAAUGACUGCGUAUAUCAAUGAUCAAGAUAGUAAAUGA